This is a messenger RNA of Lolium rigidum, 1130 nucleotides long. RefSeq names its product transcription repressor OFP1-like. Gene Ontology annotation, molecular function: DNA binding. Gene Ontology annotation, biological process: negative regulation of DNA-templated transcription. The record is from RefSeq and is a predicted model, not a curated record. The transcript has a single exon. The coding region runs from base 1 to 1119 and encodes 372 amino acids. Lineage: Eukaryota; Viridiplantae; Streptophyta; Magnoliopsida; Poales; Poaceae.
AUGGGGAGGCACAAGUUCCGGCUGUCCGACAUGCUCCCCAACGCGUGGUUCUUCAAGCUCCGCGACAUGCGCGCCGCCCGGGCCACGGGCGCCGCCAGCCCCGGCGGCGGCGCCGCGUCGCGGGCGAGCCGGCCGACGCCGAGCACGCCGCGCAGGACCUCCUACUACUACUCGCCGCGGGCGGGCGACCCCGUGGGCUCGUCCCCGCUCCACCCCAGGGCCUCCGACACGCAGUUCCCGCCGCUGCCGCUCUCGCCGCCCCGGCGCUCCUCCUCCGCCAAGCGGCGCCACCGGAGGCGCGCCGUCAAGCUGGCGCCGUCGUCGGUCAGCGGCAGCAGCGUCCUGUCCUCGCCCGUCUCCACGGGCUGCCGCUGCAGGCGCAAGCCCGAGCUCGUGCCCGUCCAGGCGCCCGGCACCCCGCCCUGCCGCCGCGACAGGUUCGUCGGCUACAACGGCGACGACUCGCCCGACUCGGCCGAGACUCUCAAGAUGCCCACGGUCACCGUCGACGAGCUCCGCCUCAACGGCAAGGUGAUCACCUCCGCCACCGACAUCAUCAUCGACCUGCGGACCAACAAGAAGAGACCCGACAACAACAAGACGCAUCUCCCGCCGAUCAUCACCAGGCCGGCAAGGACAGCCCCCAACGGCUGCGAUCUCGAGGACAAGCACAUCGACGUCCUCGCGCACGCUACCCAACGCACCACCACCACCACUCCUUUCUCGGACCAACAGAUCAGCAAGCCCGCCAAACCGAGGCGGUCCGUGUCAUCAUCGACGGCGCGACGGCUCAAGACGCGCGGGAACACGCCGCGCGUCGCGUCCUCCAAGAAGCCCAAGCCUCCCGCGCCCGCGCCCUCGCCCUCGCCUGCGCGGACGAAGCCGCCGCCGCCCCUGGCGGAGAGCUUCGCGGUGGUCAAGACCUCGCGGGACCCGAGGAGGGACUUCCGGGAGUCCAUGGAGGAGAUGAUCGCCGAGAACGCCAUCUGCACCGCCGCCGACCUCGAGGACCUCCUCGCAUGCUACCUCUCCCUCAACGCCGCCGAGUACCACGACCUCAUCGUCGACGUCUUCGAGCAUAUCUGGGCAGGCCUCGCGGGCAUCGACAUCGACAUGUAGUAGCAAGCAGU